CACAAGUUGAAUAACAUUGACUCUCUACCCUAUCAUCAGACUCACACAUCUUUCUGUCUGUCCUCUAAAAUUGUUGUAUGGAUGGACCUCCAUAUGUUGGAACUUAUACUAUGCCAAUACAUCCUCGAAUUGCACUGUGUAUUAUUCCAGACUGGCACUGUGUGGACCAACUGUUGGUUACUAAGGGACUUAAACAUGCCAUUUGGUGGCAUUAAGGCCAGUGGUAUAGGCCGAGAGGGUGCCAAAGAGUCUGCUGAAUUCUUCACUGAACUGAAAACUAUAGUGAUUGCUGUUGAUUAGAGUGGUCUCUAUUGGACAAAUGUGAAAUAUACUCAUACUCAUUCUGAUUUGCUAUAGACAGAAUGUUUAACAAUCAAUUGGUAUUACCUCAAUUUACAAAAUAUGAUUUAUUAAUGCUUUUGACAAGUCAUAACAGCUGAAAACAAAUUAUAUUUUACAUUUUAUAAGAUGAUCCGUCCUGGAUACAUGAAUUAUGAUUUACUCUUCCAUUUUAUGAUAGCUAUGUAUUACUAUUGUAUGUAUGUAUAGCGUUAUUGUCCUAAUUUAAUUAGGAGAUUCAUAGUAUUUAUAUGCAAUUGUAACAAUUAUGAAAAAUGUAAUAUAUAAAUAUUUUACAGUUAAUCAUAGGUAAAAUCAUGAUUUUGC
Molecule: messenger RNA, 666 nt
Organism: Owenia fusiformis
Lineage: Eukaryota; Metazoa; Annelida; Polychaeta; Sabellida; Oweniidae
Source: the annotation of a GenBank genome assembly